Molecule: messenger RNA, 4397 nt
Organism: Drosophila biarmipes
Lineage: Eukaryota; Metazoa; Arthropoda; Insecta; Diptera; Drosophilidae
Exons: 6
Coding region: 1-4323 (1440 amino acids)
Biological process (GO): proteolysis
Molecular function (GO): metallocarboxypeptidase activity; zinc ion binding
Source: RefSeq, a predicted model, not a curated record
AUGGUAACCGGGCUGCCCGUCUUUCUCUCGAUCGUGUUCGCGGUCAAUGUCUGGGUCUUGGGCCAUCAAAGCGGCGCCAUCGAUUUCGGCUACCAUCCGAGUGCCGAGGAGUUCGACAGCCUAGUGCGCCACAGCUGGGGUCGCGAUCUCCUCCAGCGUCGCGUCCCAGACCGCCGCUUCGUGCCGCGCUACCAGCACCAGACCUCCAUUCGCUUCGCAGCGCCCGAGCUGGACUUCCAGCUGUUCGACCAGGAUCCCGACCAGGAUCACCAGCACUCGCAGCCGUACGUCUUUGAGUCCGUGGAGGACACUCAGCCGGGAUCCUCCGUUUCCGACCAGUUCCAUGUGCAGAGCGAACUGCUGGAGAUCAAGGAGCCGAGUCCCAGGCCCAAACCAAAGCCACAAGCCCUAGGCAGCCACAACGCCAACGGCACCACAUUUCCCAUAUACUUCACCCACCCAACCACCGGGAUUGUGUACGCCAUCAGCCAGGUGGGAGUGGGUCAAAGUCCAAGUGUUGCACCCACCCAGAGUCGCAACGAUAGCAACUCGAUUGCCAUUUACGUGACCAAGGCGCAAUACGAUGCCGAUCUGGAGAGUCUGCGAAGGCAGUACGAGCAGCAUUGCCAGUCCAUACCGCCUGGCACGGUCAUAUCCACUCUGAACCCAGUGCACAAUGGAGGCACCACCGCGAGGCCUCAGAUCAUACGGCUAAAGAAGCCCCAGAGCCCGGGGGCCAAGCCCAGCAACAAGCUACCCAGGCCCAGUCAUCGACCACCGCCGGUGAUGGUCACCAGUGGACCCAUCGAUCACGUCAGCGAUCAGCUGCUGAAGCUGCCCCACCGCGGCAGCAGCACCACCACCAGCACCACCACUUCAAGGCCAAACACGCGCCGAAAGAAGCGCAAGAAGAAACCAAAGAACAAGACUAAGGUGACCAAAAAGAGGCCGGGUUACGGGGCUAAUAGUACCCGGAGUCCCCAGGGUGCCCUGCCCAUCAUCUUGGGCAAGAGGCCCAGCACCACCAGCACCACCACGCGACCACCGCCGGCUUACACGCAGUUGGAGAAGCCACAUAUGCCACAGGCCACGUUGCCCACCUCCAAUGUCUUCAGCCAGCAUCUGCUUAGAACUGGCGAGGAGCCACCGGAAGAAAGUGUUUCACUGGGAGAACAGGAACCCCACGAGGUGGUCGAACCACUAGGUCUCAGAAGACGGCGCUCGCUGGCGGAUGCGGCGGGGAGAAUUGAGGAGGUAGAGGGUGGCAAUGGAGCAGAACUAGUGGAACCACUCAAUCUGAGAAGACCAUCUUCUUUAAAGGCACUGACCAAAACCAAGGUGCUAAAAAGUAUUCUUAAAAGGUCAAGAAAGAGAAGAGAAAUAGGAGGAUCAUCUAGCUCUAGACGACAAGGUUCUGAGAAGAAUGUAGAAACAAAAGAGUCACCAGAAGGAAGUGAUGGUACUGGAAUUCUUCACCCUAGACAUCGUCGCUCUUUGGAUAAGCCUUAUAGUGGAACUAGUGGAUCUACAAAAGGAUCGCAGAAGGUACUAUCAAAAAAGGCCCAAAACCUAAUAUCAACAGGGUCCCCAAAGGAAGUAGCAGCGCGACGAGUGAGUACGCCUAGAAGACGCUCUCCCAAGGGAAGCUCCAGGAAAAGAAAGACCAAACAGCAGCCACCGCAGACCAGCCCACAGAAGGACACGAGCUCAGGAGGUGGGGUCCACUUGCCCAUCGCUCUGCAUCUGCUCCACAGAAAUCACAGCCAGGAUGAAGCCCCCAAAGUAAACCUAAGUACCAACCAGAAAAUCAAAAACAAAACUAUAACUAAAUCAAAAACUAAAACUAAAACAAAAGAACGCAAGCGUGGGAGACCCGAGCUGCCCAGCUUUGACAUAUUCGAGCUGAUGUCGGAUGGGGACUACGAGGAUGAGGAGGAGGAGGACGACGAUGACUACUAUUUCGAGGAUGGGGAGAAGAACCAGGACGGGCCAGUCAGCACGGAGGCCCAGAGUGAUCUCAAGGAGGAUAGCAGUUCCGCGGAGGAAGGCGCUGAUUUCGGGGCGAUGGUUGAGGAGGAAACCACGACCACAGCGACCAUAUCGAGCAGUGAGGAGGAGGAGGAGGAUGCCACCUCGAGCACCAAGAACUCCAUGGCCAAGAAGAAGAUUCGCAUCAGGAGGCGGCCAGUGGACUCAGAUGAGGAUUACGACGACGACGAGGACUCCGGCAUAGGCGGCUUCUUUCGCAUGAUCUUCUACCCCGUCCAGUUGGCCAUGUCGCGACUCAUGGAUGGCUUCGGCAGUCCCGAUGACGAGGACGACAAGGAGCCAGCCAGUCCACCCGUUUCGAAGUACCCCAGCUACACCCUCUAUCACAGUGCCCACAGCAACGAGGCCUAUGCCGAGCCGGAGGACGAGGACGCGGAGGAGGACGAGGGCGAAGACUCCUCCUCGCUGGGCAGCUGGUUUGGCUCCUGGUUUGGCCUGCAGCGACGCACCAAGAAGAUCGGCAGCACCACGACCACCACCACGGUGCCAGUGCCCCUGCCACCACCCACCAAGGAGCCACCCGGCUGGCUGGGGUCCUGGUUCGGAUUCGGGGGGACCACCACGGAGGCGGACGCCGAGGACGACUAUGACAAAUGGUUUUCCAGCUGGUUCGAUUCGGGGCCGAAGCGAAAGGUCAGGCGUCGUUCCACCACCUCCACGUCGACCACCUCAACCACAACGACCACCCACACCCCGUCGGCGGCGGCCCAGGUGCCCAUCCUGACCAUUGUGGACCCGCUGAGGAAUCCACAGAACUGGAUCGGCAUACUGGCGCACCACAUUGUCAACUCCACUGGCAGUGCCAUUUCCACAACCACCAGCAAUCCGCUGCUCCAGGCGCUGGCCACUCGGAUGACCACCAGGGGAACCACUAGCACCUCAACCACCACAUCCCGACCGGAGGCUCCCAGGCGCAUCAGCUAUGACAAGUACCAGAUUUGGAGGCUGAAGCCGCAGGAUGAGGAGCAGGUGCGCGCGCUGGAGGAGUUCAAGAAGGGCGAGGACGGGGUCAAGAUGCACUGGCUCAAGGGACCCAGUCUCAGAGGACUCACAGACGUCUUAGUGCCGCCCAAGAUGCUCGUAGACUUCCAGGGCACCCUGAACUACGAGAACAUAGCCCACGAAGUGCUCAUCUUUGAUGUGGGCAAAGCCAUCGCCUAUGAGCUGACCAAAGAGGAUUAUCUCCACACCACCCGUCCCUCAAAGCCGCGACCCACUGUACCGCCGCCCAUGACCUGGAAUCGGUACCACAACCACGACGAGAUCGUCAAGUACCUGGAGACGGUGCGUAUGCGUCACCCACAACUGGUAGAGCUCAUCCACAUCGGCCGCUCCUACGAGGGCCGUCCCCUGAUUGUGGUGAAGAUCGAGUCCAAGCAAUCGGCGGCAAUGGCGAAUAGCGACGGUCUCCACACCAUAAAGCGGCCCAAGCGGAAGCGGAAGUCGGGCCAGGCUAACGCCGUGUUCGUCGAGGCCGGAGCUCAGGGUCUGGCUUGGAUCGGACCUGCGACGGCCACCUGGAUGAUAGCCGAGCUGCUGCGACUGAUGAAGACAAACAAGACCAACGAGGACGUGGAGUUCAUACGGAACACGACGUGGUACGUAAUGCCGGUUCUGAAUCCGGACGGAUAUGCGUACAGCCACGAGUACGAUCGGUUCUGGAAGAAGUCGCGAUCGCAGCACCAGGCUCCGCCGCCCAGUGGGCUCCUCGACUCGGCGAUGACCUGGCUCCAGCAGAAACGGGGUCCCGACAAGGUCUGCUACGGCGUGGACCUGGACAGGAACUGGCUGUACCACUGGGGCAAGCGGGGCAGCUCCAAGGCGCCCUGCAACGAGUUCUACGCGGGUCCUGCGCCGUUUUCCGAACCGGAGACCAAGGCUGUCUCUGAGUUCCUCAUGGACUACCGAACGCAGAUUAAGCUGUACAUAUCCCUGCAGGCCUAUGGCCAGGUGAUUUCCUACCCGGUCAAGGCGAACUCCACAUUCAAUUCAGAAAGAUUGGACGAUUUUCUGGAUGUGGCAAUGGUGGGCACUGACGGAUUGCGCAAGAAGGGCAGUAAAUCCCGAUAUAAGGUCGACGCAUCCAACGAUCUGAUUGAGCAGCGUUCGGGCUGUGCGGAUGCCUUUGCCGCCUACGAAAUCGGAAUUCCCUUCAGCUACACGCUCCAGCUGGCGGACAACGGGGUCCACGGCUAUCUGCUGCCCAGCAGCGCCAUCGAGCCCACGGCUCGGGAUGCCUUCGAGAUCAUAAGCGGCAUGCUGGACUACAUUUGAGGCUCCGUUUUGGACAGGGGUUUCCAGGUCGGGAGCCCUAGGGACUCCGGUUGGGGGCUAUAUGUGAAAGAGUU